UUAAACACGAUGAUUAAUGUUAGCGUUUAGUUUUUACGUGAUAGACACCACAUUGCUGCAUGAUGGCUAGAAGAAGAGGCGAGAGAUCACUACAGAAGGUAUUGAAUGAUUGUUCAGGAAACUUUCUUGAAGUUUGUGAAGAUUGUUUCAAACUGGAUCCUCAAAUUAUCGCAGAAAUAGAUAAAAGUCGUGGUUCUCAUUGUCCCCACUGUGAUGGCGACAAAAUAAUUCUGGUGUAUGAAACUAAAUCAACCAAUAAAAAGGAUUCCAUAUUUUAUGAAUAUCAAACCAUACGUAAAAGAAUGUCAAAACAUCCUAAAGCAAACAGAUAUUGCAACCAAAGAAACUCAUGUGAUCAACAAGCCUGCAGAUUUGUUCAUACAUAUUUAGAGAUGAAAAUAUGGAUUUUGGAAUCAUGUAGAAUAACUCGAAAUACUUUAUCACAACAUUCAAAGAAGAAAUGUGCUCGAACAAAAAAUAUUCAAUAUCAUUGUUUCCACUGUUCUUGUAACUUUGAUGACUAUGCAAGCUACUCAACUCAUUUGGAAUCACAGCUCCAUACUCAUAUGCAAAAAAUAAAAAGAAAGUAUAUUGUUUGGAAAUAUAAGGAUUUUCCAGAGUCUUUCGAUGUAAAAAUAUGUCCAAAGGAAAAUGAUCAUCAUGGGUAUUUGAGUUGUGAGUUUGCUCACAGUAAUCUGGAAUUAGAAGAAUGGAGAAUGAGAAGAAAUAUAGUUGCAGCAAGAAACUGUUUUUCAGAAAAUACUCCAGCAAGUAAUUACAUUGAUGAACUCAUUAAAAGAACUCAAAAGCAGCAACUUCAGGAACUUGAUGCAAUACUUGAGAAGAAAACCAUUCAGAUCGAUGACAGAACCGCUAACUGGAAAUUUCGUAUAUCUAAUAAUUCAAAGAUUGAAUAUGCUGCUUUUUUGCAACCAGUUUUUAAAUUGAAAUAUUCAGCUGCAAAAGUUUAUACUCAGCAUGUAGAAAUCAGCAGCAAUACCACUGCAUUUGAUGUUCAGUUUGAAAAUCCUGGAAUAUAUGGAGAAUAUAGUGGAACUUUGGUGUUUGAUGGUGGGCCAUCAUCACCGUUGCGAAUUCUUAAUAUAAAUGUCACUGUAGCAUGUUCUGGCAUACAAACACCACAAAUUGAAGUUUUAAAUCAAGAUUGGAGUGUUAACAGAGUUGUCAUUGAGUAUCCCGAAGAGGUCUUAAGUGAGGUGCAAUAUGAAAACAAUAUAAAAGAAUUGCAAAACAAAUACAAAAUACCAAAGGCAGAAAAACUGGAUGAUAUUUGUCUGGAUGACUUAACACCAGAAAACUAUGCAUAUCAAAUGCACAAUUUUUUGUAUAAAGAAGAAGCUGCAAGGCAGUCUGUACUUACAGGAUUGAAUAUUGAAUCUGAGCUGGUAUUUUCAAAUCAUGUGUUUCUUCAAAGUGGGGAUUUUAUAGGAUCAAGAAAUUCAAAACAACUGUUUGCUCAAUUCUCUAGUCCUGUCAGACUUUCAGCUGAUUCUGACGAAGGAGGGUUAAUUAGAGAUAGCUGUUCAAAGGUUCUCAUUGGUAUGAGAGAAAUCUCUGCUAUAGCAUAUGAGUGCAAGAUCAAAAUGUGGGAGAAAAACAUCAUUUACAUUUAUUUGUCUGAGAGAUGUGUCAGAGAACUCAAACUGAGUUCCGGUGACAAAAGAACUAUGAUUGUUCAGUUCAAAUUGAACAGGAGUAUUUUUUGUCUAAGGCAUUUUGCAAUAGAUAACUUGGGUCCCAGAAUGAAUCUUAUUUGCCCACUAAAAAAGGCAUAUGCAAAAUUGAAACAAUCUACAAGUGAAGUGCAUGAAUUGGAUGAAAAUCAGAAUAGUGUCCUUCAAGGAAUUCUCAGUAUGAAACUAAACAGUCAGUUUGAUGCACAAGACAAUAAAAGCUAUCCACCACUUGUUGUUGCUGGACCUUUUGGAACCGGAAAAACACACACUAUCAGAAAUGUAAUUUUGAAUAUCCUCGAGUGUAACGGCACUGAUUCGAGGAUACUUCUUUGCACACAUUCAAAUGGUGCUGCUGAUCUGUAUAUUAAAGAUAUAUGUCAUGAUCCUCGCUGGCUUGCUUGGAAAGAUAAAAUUUUACGUGUGAUGUAUCAUGGACGGGAUUCAAGAACAGUUUUGGUUAAAGAAGUGAAGAAUUUCUGCCUAUUUACAAAUAUCCAUACAUUCCGUUAUCCAACCCUUGCAGAAGUUCGUAAAUACAAAAUUGUAAUCACAACAUUUGCUACAUCACCUGCACUUGGUCCACUUGGUACUGGACUCCAUGGGAAUGCUUUCACUCAUAUAUUUUUAGAUGAGGCAUCACAGGCUAUGGAACCAGAGGUCAUUAUGCCAAUUUCACUCGCUAGUGUGACAGAUACAAAGAUAAUUAUUGCUGGAGAUCAUAGACAAAUAAAUGAAAGAAUGUUUCUAUCUGAUAAAGUAAGAAUUCCAACUUUACUAGAGCGGAUGUAUGAAGCAUAUUCUGAAUCGUUGAGAAAUUAUAGAAUCCUUCUUUGCAACAAUUAUCGAUGUGUUGAUGGGAUUUUGCAACUUAUUUCUGAGUUGUUUUAUAAAAAAGGUAUUUUGAAAAAGACUGGCAAUGUACAAUGCAUUCCUGGAUACAGUCCGGUGCAGUUUAUACAUGUUCAAGGUGAAUGCAGAAUUCUGGAUUCUGGAGAUUUCAUUAAUGUAUCAGAAGCUGAGCAAAUUUUACAGAAAAUUGAAGAACUCAUCUACCAUGUUGAUCCAACUGAGAUUGUUGUUACAACUGCUUACUCAAGUCAAGUUACUCUGUUGAGAGAUUUGUUGAGAAAGAAAGGACACAGAUCGGUUACUGUACAUAAUGCAAGAAAUCUUCAGGCUCUACAGUACAAGGUUGUGAUUCUCAGUUCUGUAUUAAGAAGAGUAACUUGCCUUUCAUGUAUUGGCAAGAAUUUCGGAUUUUUAUCUGACGGAAAUCUUCUCAAUACUGUUUUAACAAGAGCAAAAUCGCUUGUCAUUGCUGUUGGAGAUGCAGUUACUUUAUGUUCAACUGGUAACUGUGAUAAAAAAUGGAAAACAUAUAUUGAGCACUGUGAAAAUUCUCAAACAAUUUAUCCUCAACACAUAUCUUUGAAGUCAAUAAAACAAGAAAUUCAAUUUGCUAAACUUGAUCUUAGAGCGACUGCAAGUGAAUUCAUACCAUCCCACCUACAAAAUGAUGCAAGUCAGUCAUCACAUUCAGAAUUACAGCCCUCCACAGAAUUGGAUGAGGAAUAUUUGGAAGAAGAAAAUAGCGAUCAGAGCUUGAGCAGUUAUGAUGAUUCCUAUUCUGAUGAAUCAGAAGAAGAAGAAGAUGAUGAUCCUAUAUUGAAUGACAUGCUGCAAAAAGCAACAGGUUGCGAUCCAAACAAAUUAUAUGUUGAAGUUGAUUCUCAAGGACGAGAAAUGUUAAAUUAUGAUACCGAUUCUGAUUAUGAUGACAAUGAAGAUCCAAAUGAAAUUCACAUGAAAUCAUCGAAAAUACAUGAAAAACAUAAGCAAAUUUUUCCAAAACACAGUUUGGAAGAAUUGGAAGUUAUGCUAGCAAGAUAUCCUGAACAAUACAAAAGAUGUCGAUUACAUAUGAACAACUGGUUUUCAGGAGAAGCAUUAGAAAUUGAUGAAUUUUCAGGCCUCGAGAAAGAAAAUUCCGCAAUCCAGAUAAAUUCCAAAAACAACCUUGGAAGAACUUUUCAUCUUGAUGAAGUUGUUGUAAAAAUUUUAGACGCGAAACCAACUAGAGCAACUGAAAAGAAAAUAUUUGGUCAAGUCAUGGGAGUGUUAAAAAGGCAUAAAAAUCCAAAACAAGGAUAUUACCUGUGCAGACCUGAUGAAUACAAUUCUGGAAUAAUGUCUCCUAUUGAUAAAACUUGCACAAAAUUUGCCAUAGUCUCACCAAAAGAUCAGAGAAAAAACAACCCAAAUAAAGUUCCAGUUUACAGCAUUAAACACAAAAGGCGAGCAUUCACAUCACUUGAACUAAUAAAUUAUGAGAAUGUCAAUUGGAACUUUGCUUAUGCUGUAAAGUAUUUAAAAUGGGCAGAAUAUUUUCCUUAUCCUCUUGGUUAUGUGGCAAAAGUGAUUCCAAUUGAAAAUUACCAAAAGUGUCUUGAAUAUGAGUUUGGGAUUUCAAAGAAAGAAAAAGAAUCUGUGAUCAAUCAAACAAAAAAAAUAAAACUACCAGAACCUGAUUCUGAAGAAGUUGUUGAUGUUUUCACUAUUGAUCCCAAAGGUGCAAUGGAUUUGGAUGAUGCCCUGAGUUUAUCUAACUGUACAAAACAUAAAAAAUGUUUUAUUCUUGGAGUUCACAUCACUGAUGUAGCAUCGCUGGUUGAGAAAGGAACCCCUAUUGACAAAGCUGCUAAAAAGCAGGGGGGUACUUUAUAUGGUGAAGAUAGUGUAACCCACAUGCUUCCUAAAGAAAUGAGCACUGAUAAAUGCAGCCUGUUGCCUAAUAAAGUUCGAUCAGCAGUUUCAACCUACUUUCAUUCAAGUAGGCCUCCACCCCAUCUUAGUGGAAAUGUAGAUGAUUUUAAUUCACCUCAAAAGUCAUUUGUUAAAUCAAUAAAGCAAUACACAUAUGAACAGGCGGAGAAAAUACUUUGCAGUUCUUUAUCUGAACAAUGUUCCACUCAUUCAUUACAAAAUAAGAACUCAUUAGAUGUUGCAAUGGGUGAAAUAUGGCAAAUUUUAUGGAGUUGGAGAUGUACUAGAUUGGGUGGGGCAGCUUAUUACAAAGAGCCACGUAAUUAUUUUGAACUUUUGAAUGAAGGCCGAGCUCAUAUUUUGGUAGAAGAAGCAAUGGUUGCAUCUAAUGCCAACACUGCCAAAUAUUUAUUGUCUAAAAAUUUUCAAAUAAAUUUACGAGUACAAAAGAUUCCUGAAAAGGAAAAUUGGUUAUCUUGGAAGCGUGGAAAUGAGGAAAAUAUUGAAACUUCACCAUACCUUUCAUCCAUGUCUGAAUAUCUCAAAAAACAACAUGAAUUGCAAAGAAAAUUUACUCGCACUGUUGACAGUCGAGGACAACAAUAUGAACAACCCUCACAAAUCAGUGAAAAUCAUUCUGAUUUCAAUAAUGGAAUACAAAUCUAUGCAUCAACUUGGAAAAAUAUUUUAGAAUGCAGAGAAAUUGGUGAUCUCGACAUAUUGCUAUUUAUUAUAUCUCUUGCUGAUAUUCAUCCAUCUCAAGUAGCAGCACUUGACCAUUACAGGAGUAUACAAAACAGAUCUGAAUGGGUUUCUAAUCCCGGAUGUAACUCUGUGCAUUCUUCAAUGCGAUUGCUAAAAUAUACAAAAUGUUCUUCUCCGAUACGGCGCUAUUCAGAUCUUGUCAUACAAAGAUGCAUACAUCGUGCUUUAGAGGGACUGUAUCCCAUUAAUGAAACAGGUUUUGAUUGUGAUAUUGAUAGAAAAUUGAACAGUUAUGAACAGAAAUCUGAAAUGGCAAAACUUGCUAAGAGUUUGAGAGAACAGCCUACAGUCUUGACAAUAUGCAUUUCACAAAUUACUGAUGCUAACAUAAAAAUCCAUUUUUCAUCACAAGCCAAAUUGAUUCCAAAUAUGGCUAAACAUUUGGAUUUUGGCCAUUUAAUGCUUGAUAUGGAAGCUAAAGACUUUAUUGAGGGUCGAUCGGAAGAGGAGAUUGAAAGAACCAAAUCGGGUGAUGUUUUACUUGAUCUGCUGAAUGCCAUUUGGAGAUUCAGAUUUUAUGAUUAUGCAAAAUCACAAGGUUACAGAGUUAGCAAAAAAAUAUUGCAGAACAAAAUUGAUAACCUUGUUGUUACUAUCCCUCGACAAAAUUGGCAAAACCUCAUUGAUAUAAUGAAAAAUCCUCCUCGAUGGAUCGCAAUAGAUCAAGAAAAAAUCGAUUAUCGAAAAAAAUUGAAAAAUGCUGUUGAUCAAUUAUACUGUGAUUCUGAAAGCUCAAAAUACAGCGACAAAAUGUGUGGUCAAACUCGAAAUAGUCCUUUUCCUAUUUGUCACCAUCGGGAAAUAAGAAAGAGUCUUGUUUCUGGAACUGCUAUUAAAAUUCAGCUUUCAAGUUGGUUUGGCAAAAAUAGGCUUCCGGAACCUUGCGCUCAAUUACUUUGUGUGGCAGAUGAUUUGGACAUUUGUGUACAUCAUAAUCGGGAACCUUUACAUAUAUUUGCUCAUGAUGCUAGAACUAUGAAAGAUCAUACUCCUACCACAAUGAAAAAAUAUCAGAAAAUAUGGGAACCUUUAGUCAGAAUGGAAGCUGCUUUUAAUUCAGUAAAGGAUGGUUCUUCUUUCAUCUUGAAAGGAGUCAAAAUAUCAUGGGAUAUUGGUGGAUUUACAGAAAACACCUCUCAAGAAAAAAUAGAAAGUUUGGAUAUUGGUUCUUCAGAGAAUCAUUUUGCUGUUAGUUUAUCAUUCUGCAAAGAACGAUACAUAGAAUUUAACAGCAGUGAUUUGUUAUGCCUAAGACUGAAAGGUGUUCCUAUUGCAACUGAAAAAUCAUCGCUGACGUUGGACAAUUGUGAUCCAAGUUAUACAGUUGUAGUGCAUGGCAUUAUCACUUCAGUUGAAGAAAGAAAACCGAGUACUUCAAAAACUAGAUUACAAUUUUCAAACUAUGCUGUUUUCUUCAAAAUUUGUGACACAAAUAUGGGUAAUAUUCAAUACACUCUUCAAAAAGAAAACUUAUGGACAAUUGAAGUUAUUCCUCUCAGUUUGAUGCAUCGGGGAAUGCAGAGUUCUCUUAGAAAAGUUGCUAAGUCUAAGCACAAUUUGGUUGAGAAAAUAUGUAUGGAGACAAUAUCUCCUGCUGAAAAAAUUGAGUUACCUGAGGGAUCAGAUCAAAUUUUACAACAACGAAAACUAAUAGGAUUUCAUUUUGAUUUGAAUGAAAUUCAAUACAGACAAAAACUUAAUUCUGCUCAACAAAGGUUCACUGUUAUUCAAGGACCGCCUGGAACUGGCAAGUCAUAUAUGGGAGCUCAAAUUGCAGCAACUUUUGCAUUCAUCAAUAGAUUAAGAGAUCCUAAAAAUCCAAGAAAAGUGUUAUAUUGUGGUCCAUCUAACAAAUCCGUUGAUGUUGCUGCAGGAUUUUUAAGGAAUGCCGGACAUUUAAAAGUCAUUCGAAUGUACAGUACAAGUUUGGAAGAAAAAAUCUUUCCAAACCCAAUAAAGCCAAAACCUGUGUUUUCAAAUCCUGGGGAUGAUUUAAAGCAACCAGAUCCGAAGCUUGAAAGCAUUUCACUUCAUAACAUAAUCAGAAGAAAUGGCAAUCAAUGGGCAGACGAUAUAAAAUCAUUUGAUUCAAAGGUCAAAGAUCUGAAUAACAGAUUCACAAGAAAAGAAGUUGAUCAAUACAAAGGUUUAGUAAGAAAAGCUAAAUAUGAAGAAUUAGUGAAGUGUGAUGUAAUAAUAUGUACUUGUUCAUUGUCGUCUUUAUUGUCUACACUCAAAGAAGAAGGAUCUAUGAAGUUUGGUCAGUGUAUUAUUGAUGAAUGUGGAAUGUGCAGUGAACCGGAAACCCUAAUACCUCUUACAGUGGCUGACCCUGAUCAGGUUGUUCUAAUUGGAGAUCACAAGCAGCUUCAGCCUAUUAUCAAAUGUAGGAAGGCUGAGAGACUUGGUCUUGGAAUAUCUUUAUUCAGUAAAUACAGUGAAAUGGCUGAGAUGCUGACAACACAAUACAGAAUGGAACCAGAUAUAAUGGAAUUUCCAUCAACUCAAUUUUAUGAUGGCAAGUUGAAUUGUGAUGCUACAGUUCUUCGUAGAAAAAGAGUAAUAUUACUUCCUGGAAGUGAAAAAACGAUGUUUGGUCACGUCGUUGGGAAAGAGAAAAUACAACAAUUCAAAUCAAUUCAUGGUGGAGACAAAUCAAAAUACAACCUUGAAGAGGCAUAUGCAGUGGUUAAAUUGUUGGUCUAUUUAAAAAAUGAAACUUCUUUGAAAAAUUCUGACAUUAUGGUAUUAUCACCAUAUACUGCACAAUGCCACAGAAUUAAGGACAUCAUCAAAAGAAAUCGCUCUCAAUUGAAUGACAUUCAUGUUGGUACUAUUGUUACAAGCCAAGGAAGUGAAGCAGAUUUUGUGAUAUUAUCGACAGUUCGUUCACUGCCGGAUGAGGCAAUAGUUGAUGAGCCAAGUUUGGUAUGGCAAUAUAAACAUCUUGGUUUUGUGUGUGAUCCACAUCAAGUUAAUGUUGCUAUCACUCGAGCAAAAUAUGGAAUGUGUAUUAUUGGAAACAAGAACUUACUUGGAGUCAAUUCUUUGUGGAAAGAAUUAAUCAGCUCAUAUGAAAGAAGAAGAGCUGUUUUCAAAUUUACUGAUCAGUUCUAGACAAUCAUAGCUGCGCUAUUUCUUCAAUGA
Molecule: messenger RNA, 8372 nt
Organism: Styela clava
Lineage: Eukaryota; Metazoa; Chordata; Ascidiacea; Stolidobranchia; Styelidae
Product: 3'-5' exoribonuclease HELZ2-like
Molecular function (GO): 5'-3' DNA helicase activity; RNA nuclease activity; RNA binding
Source: RefSeq, a predicted model, not a curated record